GAUCCAGACAUUAAAGCAAAUGUUUCGAGUCGGUGGUCUUGGUUUUGUUUUGUAUUGGCUUGGAAAGGACUGGUCGUCGCGUCUAUUAUAAGCAGCGGGAAGAAACACCGUCGCCCCACGCCCCCUCCUCAUUGAAGGUGAGGAGCAUCGCUAUGGCUUCCAACUUCCCGGUGUUUCUUCUCCUGUCCGCGGCAUUAUUCACGACUGUAGUCGGCUUUGAGAGUUGCCACUCUGUAGUCUGUGAUUUUUGGAGUUACGAGUUCUGCUGUGGGACCUGUGAUGAGAACUACUGCUGCUCUGAUCCACAAAAAAUAUUGACUAUUGAAGACUGUCUUUUCAAAGGCCUCAAGUUUUCACCUAAAUUUUCUCCUCAAAACGACGCUGUUCCUAUUGUCAUCGGUGUCUCCACACUAGGGGCUAUCAUCAUCAUAGUUUUGUUCCUCAUCUGCUGGAUUUGUCCAUGCUGCUAUCUCUAUAAGAAGUUCAGAAAUCCUGGACCUGUGACUACAACAACUACGGUUGUGACGAGACAAUACCUUCCGCAGCCUUCAGCCGUCAUUCAGGGCGGUCAGUACCUUUCGUACCAGGCUUUGCCAAAUACCCUACCUUGUGGAGGCCAACCAAUGCCAACUGGACCACCGCCCUCAUAUCAGGAGGCUGUAGGUCCAGGGAAUCCUGUUCCCAUCCAGGUUGUGUAUGAUGGUGGUCAGGCCACGUAUCCUCUACAGUCAUCGCUGCCCACAGACUGCACCUCACCUCAACCAGCGAACAGCCCUGCUUACACCGGUUGCACCAGUUCAGUUGUCAAUACCAGUGACUAAACCAAAACCGCUGCAUUGUGGAGGGUACACAUUUCUGCUCUGCUCUUGUGAAUUGUGAAGCUACUAUCGUACAAAGGCAUUUGAGAAUACUAGUACUGUUGUUGUCCAUUAAUAUUGCCGUAUUUAUGCUCUCUUGUUCACCGUUAUGUUUACACUUGCAUUAAACACUUGAAUUUGUUUCUUUCUCUCGAUUCUAAGCAAAGAUCUAUCCAUUGUAGUUAUUUUGGAUUGGUACAGAUAUUUUGUGAUUGUAAAUUUAAGUUGUGAAUGUGUCUGUCGACUCAUUUUAUGCCAAUCAAACUAAGCAAGAGUCAAGUUGACUAUCAGAGUUUAGAGUUGAAGAAGAAAUUUUGCAUCUAGUUUACAGAAGUGUGUCUGUGUGUAUUUAAAAUAAAUAUGCUUCACACGUUACACUGGUAGUUUUUGGUUUUGUU
This is a messenger RNA of Onychostoma macrolepis, 1255 nucleotides long. Its product is annotated as protein shisa-5-like. Lineage: Eukaryota; Metazoa; Chordata; Actinopteri; Cypriniformes; Cyprinidae. The record is from RefSeq and is a predicted model, not a curated record. The transcript is spliced from 5 exons. Bases 153 to 821 code for a protein of 222 amino acids.